AUGAGUAAUAGACAACGUGGUGGUAGUGUGAUUACACCUCCGUCAAGAGGUGGAGGAGGUACAAGUACACCAAACACAGCAACACCAACCAUCAACAAAUACCAACAAUAUGGCUUUUUAGAGGAUGACAAUGAUGUAGAGGACGAUAGUUUCUUUCAUCAAGACGAAUCAUUUGAUACCAACCCAGACCCAAAUACAACUGCAAUCUAUCAACAAACACCUGUCAAAAAGUUGAAUGGUAUUACUUCUCCUACUCCAUUUAAACAAAGUACUACUGCUACUCCAAAACAACAACAACAACAACAUCAACAACAACCAUCAUCAUUAUACUCUUCAUCUUCAUCUGCUGCUGCUGCUGCUGCUUCAGCUGUCAAAAAACAAUCAACGACAACGACAUCAUCAUCAUCAUCAUUGUCAUCAUCAAGUGUAAAUAGAAAUGAACAACAACAACAACAACAACAACAACAACAACAACAACAACAACAACAACAACAACAACAACAGAAAGAAAAGACUACAAAUCAAGUUGUAAAUAUUGUAAAUGAUAAAUUGGGAUAUACAGAUAACAAGUAUAAUGGAUCUGAUCAUAAUAAUCAUAGUCAUAGUUAUGAUAGUAGUGCUGCAACGAGUAGUGGUAGUAGUAAUAGAAGUAAUAAUGGAUCAAUGAAUGGAACAACAACAUCACUUGAUGAUUUGGACCAAAUGACACCUACUUUGAAAGAGUUGCAUGAAGCUGUAGAGAGUUACAAAAAGGAGAAUAUAUCACUCAAGUUGCAAUUGUACCAUUUCAUUGGAGAGGGUAGGGAACCUGACGAAGACAGCGAGUUGGCGCAAGAGAUGAGCCUCAAAACUGCCGAGAUUGAAGAGUUGCAGAGACUUAUUAUGAAACUAAAGCAGAUGUUGGUGGCCAACGCCGACCAAAUGAGUCAAUGCAUAUGUGACUUUGGAAACAAGGUGCCACAACCACAGCAGGUGUUUGUGCCAGCGACAUCGGGAUCAUCAGACCACUUGUUGGUACAACAACUGCGAGAUGAAAAGGCAAGGGACGAGCUUGACCACGCACAUGACCAAGACGCGAGAUUGCGUGCCGAAGAAAUCACUGCUCUGCGUGCACAGAUCAAGCGACUCAAAGACAAGGCUGAAGAGUUUACUUUGCACGACACUGACCUCACCAUUAAAAACAACCAACUGCAAACCGAGACACAACAAGCCAAGACAGAAUGUAAUCAACUCAGGGUGGAUAAUCAACAACUUAAAAUGGACGUUCAACAAACAAAAAGUGAAAAUGGUCAACUCAAGAUGGACCAACAACAAGCACAAUUGGAAAUCAAACAACUUAAAUCAGACGUUCAAAAGGUUAGAUUAGACUAUCAACAUAUUCGUAGCGAGUAUGAUCAUUUGGAUCAAGAGAUUAUACAGGUCAAAGAUGAGAAUCAUCAGAUUAAACUUGAUGCUCAACAGGCCAAAUCUCAAGUCACCACACUUGGCAAUGAAAACAACAAGAUGAAACUUGAAAACCAACAGUUGCGUCUGGAUUUAAAUGGAGUUGGUAAUUUGGUCAAUCUGAUGAAAGGCGAGAGACAACAAUUAGAGGGACAACUUGAAAAGUUUAGAAUUGAAAACUUUGAAGCUAACCGUGCACUUGAUAAGAUGGAAACGUCGUAUCGCGAACUACAGAGCAAGGCUAGCGAGUUUAUGAAAAAGAAACAACAGGCAACAAGUUCGACCUUUUUAGAGAGUGAAGCGAUCAUGGAAGGAUACAGAAAUCAAAUAGACAGUCUCAAUAGAAACCUUGGAGAUAGAAAUAAGCAGUUGGAUGAUAGCGUCGAGAGAUACAGAAAGCUAGAGGAAAAUGUUAGAAAGCAAAUGACAGAAAGUAAAGAAAAGAGACAACAAUUGGAGGAGACUAUAGAACAUUAUCGUGCCUACUCUAGACAAUGUCUUGAACAAGUGAUUGAAAAGAUUGAUCUAGAGUUGGGUGUUGAUGACAAUCACAAGGAAAUCGAGUCACGUGGAAUGAAUAAUGUAAAGGUUGAAGAAUUGCAGUCACGAGUACUCGACAAGAUCGAUCUCUUGCAAAUGACAACUAGACAAUUAUUAGAGCAAACUAUUCAAGAAUGUGAUACAAAGAUUCAAGAGAAAUUGAAAAUCAUCAAUGAAAUUGUAAAUGUGAGAACCAAUCAUUUAUUAGAUUUGGAAAAUAGUUUAAAUAGUAUUCAAAUUCAACAAGAUCAACAUGAACGUCAAAGUCAACAACAACAUAAGAUUAAUGGUCAACAACAAAAUAAUAAUAAUAAUAAUAUUGAAUUAAAUCAAAAGAUUAUUGGAUUGGAAAGAUCAUUACAAUUAAAAUCAAAGGAAUUAAUGGAUCAAGAGGAAUUACAGAGACAAGAUAUUAAUCGUAUAGAAUCAGAACAUAAUAGUAAGAUUCAACAAUUAAAGUAUCAUUAUGAAAUUCAAUUACAAUCAAAUCAAAAACAAUUUGAAGAACAACAUAAACAACUUUUAAAACAAACUCAACAACAACAACUACAACAGGGCAAGGUACAAUCACCUCAUACAUUGGCACUUGAUACUAUUGAUUUACAACCAAGAAAUACUACACCAUCUUUAUACUCUUCUCUUUAUUCAUCGCAAAUGCAAUUACCGUCCACUCCAACCACUGCAGCAUCGACUCAAUCACCCAUCACUGUUGGUUCAUUGAUUGUUCCAACCACCCCUUCUCCUACCAACUACAAUUUCACAUUUGAUGAUAAAGAUGCAAUCAAUCGUUUAUUACAAGGAAACCCUUCACAAAAUCAACAAUUAAUUCAAUACCUCCUAACUCAACAUCAACAAUUAUUAAAUGAAAAUCAAUCAUUAAAACAAGAUAUUGAAAAAGUAGAUGAAAAGAUUAAAGAAGUAAAAUCAAAUAUACCUAAACCAUCAAUCAAGAUCCCUUCACCAUCCAAAGAUUUGGCACUUCGUACCUCUAAAUCUGUAGAUUUACAAUCAUCUGCAUUGAUCAAGGAACAUUUUAACUUUUUAAAUCAAUUGGUUAAAUCAGAAUCGGCAGUAUCACUCGAGAAACAAAUACCAAACUUUAAAAUUGGUAUGAAGAAUUUGAUGAGAGAUAUGAAAAAUAUGGAUACAAAGAAACAAUUGUUGGUAAUGGAAUUAAGAAAUAGAUCCGAUAAAUUGGAUGAUGUUAUGGAUAGUUAUAAUGAUUUACAAAAGAAAUAUGCAAAUAGUAAAGGAUCAAUGUCCUCUUCAUCGUCAACAACCGGGUCAUCUUCUUCAACAUCAUCAUCAAAUAAUAAUAGACAACAACAACCAUUUGACCAUUCAAUACAAACCUAUCCAUUGGGAUCAACAACAACAACCACUUCAACUACAAGUACUACACCAAAAUUCAAUUAUUUAACUUCAACUGCUUCCUCGAUGAAUAAGUUUAAUUCAAAUACUACUGGACAACAACAACAACAACAACCAUCACAACAACCUUCUUCUUCUUCUUUUUUGACAAUGAACAAUAACAAAGUACAUUUCCAAGAUAAUAUUGUAACUACACCACUUUCUUCAACCAACAACAAUUCAUCCAGACCUAAAACAACUUCAUCAUCAUCUUCCACCACCUCUUUUAGCGGCAUUCCAAACAGCAGACAAACAACCAAUAAUUUAAUGAAUCAUACUACUACCACCAAUACUAAUAAUCAACAACAUCAACAACAACAAAAUAACCAACAAGCAUUGAUAAAUGCUCAUCGAGAGGCACAAAAAAGUAUAUCUAGGAUAAAUAACAAGAUUGAUAUGAUUGAUAAGAAAUAA
Cavenderia fasciculata is the source of this 3807-nucleotide messenger RNA. RefSeq lists its product as uncharacterized. NCBI's taxonomy places the organism in Eukaryota, Evosea, Eumycetozoa, Acytosteliales, Cavenderiaceae. The record is from RefSeq and is a predicted model, not a curated record. Bases 1 to 3807 code for a protein of 1268 amino acids. The transcript is spliced from 4 exons.